AUGCUGAACGAAGCUGGUCUUCAGAGCGUCAUCGAUACAGUGGGGGAUCCUCGUUCUCGACGGCAGGCUGCUUGUCUGCGCGGCUUCGCCGCGCUUGGGCUGGCGAUGCCGCGUCUGGCUUCUCGCUGUGGACUGUGUGCCUGCCGUAAAUCCUAUAUACUUGUGCCUGAUGACGGACCUGCUGCUGAGGUCUUGGCUCGCAAACGCGCCGCCACCUAUCAGCGCCUCACCAUGCAGCUGACGCUGGAAGCGCUCUUGUCUGGUGCGAGGCGCAUGACGCCCUUGCGGGCGCAAGCACUUCUCGAGCCAGAGGACAGCUCCUCCUCGGACUUUGUCGAGUCGCCCGAGGAGUCUUCGCCGGAGGUCUCCGACUCCGAUGGGGGACACCCUUCGAGUGGCCCCGACGAUCGGCGCGGAGCUGGCGAGGCGUCUCCGUCCCUCACUGUGACGUCGGGUGCCUCCGGAGAGCUCGACACCACUGGGGUGCUUGCUGCUGGUCCGAGCUCGCCUGCUUCGGUCCCCGGCAUCGGUCGGGUCACGCCGGUCCUUGGGCAUUGCCGCGGCGUCGCCGCCGUCACGGGCGGCUACCACUGA
This is a messenger RNA of Guillardia theta CCMP2712, 594 nucleotides long. RefSeq lists its product as hypothetical. The record is from RefSeq and is a predicted model, not a curated record. The transcript has 4 exons. NCBI's taxonomy places the organism in Eukaryota, Cryptophyceae, Pyrenomonadales, Geminigeraceae. Bases 1 to 594 code for a protein of 197 amino acids.